AUGGUUAAGCGAGAGGUUAUCAAGAAAAACCUGCUGUAUACACGAUGGGUAACUAGAAGAGUAGCUGUGGGGACAAUAGCGACAGUAUGGCUUCUUGCUGGAUUAAUAUCGUUUGUUCCCAUAUCAUUGGGUUUGCACAGGCCACCGCAGCCGCUGGUUUACAACGCGGGUGGACAAAACUACCCUACGUGCGCUCUCGAUCUCACUCCAACCUACGCCGUCGUUUCUAGUUGCAUCUCGUUCUACGUUCCUUGUAUUGUUAUGAUAGGUAUCUACUGUAGGCUGUACUGCUACGCUCAAAAGCACGUAAAAAACAUACGUGCAAUAACGCGACCCAUAGACAUACCUGGAAGUAACGAUACAAAGAAGAGCCUGAAACAGAAGAACAAAGCUCUGCACAUUCACUUACACAAUCACCACAGUUCCCCGUACCAUGUCAGUGAUCACAAAGCAGCCAUUACCGUUGGUAUUAUAAUGGGCGUCUUUCUCAUUUGUUGGGUACCAUUCUUUUGCAUUAAUAUAGUAGCGGCGUUCUGUAAAACGUGCAUACCGGAUAUUACUUUCAAGAUACUAACGUGGCUAGGUUAUUCAAAUUCCGCAUUUAACCCUAUCAUUUAUUCCAUAUUCAAUACCGAAUUUCGGGAAGCGUUCAAGCGUAUCUUAACCGCCCACUACCCAGACUGGUGCAAAUGUGGCUACGAGUCGGUCUCCCUGAACACAAAUGACAAGUUCAUUACCGACCACGGUACAAAAACUGUCAUCGUAAAUGCUAGAGGAAAUGGAUCCUUCAGAGAGUUUUCGAGUGAACAUUUGAGUACGGAAACGGUGCGUCAAACUAGAGUUAAUUCUACAGAGCGCAACGGACUGGAUGACGAUGCAAGUGCCAUUUGACAAGACUGUGAUAAUAUUCGGGAUACCAUGGUAUAGCCAAACUGGAUGAUUGACCUACUUUCGGGGUCGUGAAGCGACUUGAUAAACGGCUGUGUCAUUUUUCGUUUAAACCAUUUUGAGGAUUAUUCGCCAGAGCGAUUUAUUUGCAGAAUUAGGGUAUCUACGUAAAACACUAUCUACGAAAUCUGAUCUAAUAGAUGUCAGUGUAUAUUGGUGGUAAAAAUUGGUUUAAUGUUGUACAAAUAAUGUAAAGCACUAGUCAUUAAUUGUGAUUCCUGUCAUAUCAUAAAUGUAACUUCAACGCGGUACGUGUAAAUAGCAUAUCGUAAUCUCAAACUUCCUACGCGGUUGUGAUUUAGUUUAUUCCACUAGAACUGGUCUGCCCUUCUUAAAAAUGACAACUCAAUCUACAGGGUGUGUGUACAUAUUAAGAUAGAAUAGUUAGUUACCUACCUGUGAGAAGCUCUCUAAUACGUUCACUGCACUUUAAAUCAACAUUAACAUAUCUUUUAAUAUUUACAAAUUGUUAUAAAUUAUACCCAAUAUUGUACAUAAUUUAUUCUUAUCCAACAUUCGUGCUGAUUACUGAACAAAAUCAAUGUUUUAUACCCUUACUAUAAAUGUAUCUUGGAAAUACGUGUACAUAGAGAAGGAAAUAAAAAUGAAAACUGUA
This is a messenger RNA of Photinus pyralis (common eastern firefly), 1564 nucleotides long. RefSeq names its product dopamine receptor 1-like (gene Dop1R1). Gene Ontology annotation, biological process: adenylate cyclase-activating adrenergic receptor signaling pathway. The record is from RefSeq and is a predicted model, not a curated record. Bases 1 to 891 code for a protein of 296 amino acids. Lineage: Eukaryota; Metazoa; Arthropoda; Insecta; Coleoptera; Lampyridae. The transcript is spliced from 3 exons. Gene Ontology annotation, molecular function: G protein-coupled receptor activity. Gene Ontology annotation, cellular component: membrane.